Anopheles marshallii is the source of this 984-nucleotide messenger RNA. RefSeq names its product nuclear migration protein nudC (gene nudC). Lineage: Eukaryota; Metazoa; Arthropoda; Insecta; Diptera; Culicidae. Gene Ontology annotation, biological process: protein folding. Gene Ontology annotation, cellular component: cytoplasm. The transcript is spliced from 5 exons. The record is from RefSeq and is a predicted model, not a curated record. Bases 1 to 984 code for a protein of 327 amino acids.
AUGUCGGAAAACGAAGCAAAGUUUGACUCCGUUUUGUUUGCGAUGGCAGAACAACAUUCCGGUGGUGUACCGGAGAUGUUGGCCACAUUCGCCGGGUUUUUGAACAGAAAGACUGACUUCUUUGUUGGCGGAGAUGAAGGCGAGUGGGAGAAGCUGGUGUUACAGAUAUUCCGACAAGAAGCAGCAAAAGCACAGGAAGUGGCAAGAAAAAAGCGCGAAGAGCGUGAGGCAGCAGAACGAAGACGUCAGGAAGUACUGCGCAAGAAAAAGGAAGAGGAAGAACAAAGCAAUUCAGCUUCCAUUACCGAGCUGACCGAAGAAGAAGCAGAACAAUUGCAGAAAGAACUGGAUGCGAAAAAACAAAAGGAAAGUGAACCACCAGUGCAACCAACACCAACAGAUGAGGAGAAAGAAACUAAAGCAGGAAGUGAUACGGAGGACGUAGAACCGGGUGAUGAAGGUAAGCUGAAGCCAAACCGCGGCAAUGGAUGUGAUCUGGACAAAUACAGCUGGACACAGACGCUUCAGGAAAUAGAGUUGCGCGUUCCGUUCGAUGUAAAGUUUACUUUAAAAGCGAAAGAUGUCGUUGUGAACAUGCAGCGAAAGACGCUGAAAGUAGGCCUGAAGGGCCAUCCGCCGGUCAUUGACGGGGAGCUUUGUGCGGAGAUCAAAAUGGAGGAUUCACUCUGGCACCUGGAGAAAAACGCGGUAAUAAUAACGUUCGAAAAGAUAAACCAAAUGAACUGGUGGGACCGAUUGGUGAAAACGGACCCGCUGAUUAACACGCGCAAAAUCAAUCCCGAAUCUUCGAAAUUGUCCGAUCUGGACCUAUCGACGCGCAGCAUGGUCGAAAAGAUGAUGUACGACCAGCGGCAAAAGGAGAUGGGUUUACCCACGAGCGACGAACAGAAGAAGCAGGAUAUGCUAAAGAAGUUCAUGCAACAGCAUCCUGAGAUGGACUUUUCGAAGUGUAAGUUUACCUAA